Funneliformis mosseae is the source of this 1263-nucleotide messenger RNA. NCBI's taxonomy places the organism in Eukaryota, Fungi, Glomeromycota, Glomeromycetes, Glomerales, Glomeraceae. The record is from the annotation of a GenBank genome assembly.
AUGUCUAAGUCAUUACCUAUAAUAACGAUUAAUAAUAAUAAUGUUGAUACCACUAGUACACAAUCAAAGCCACCUUCAAAGGCUCGUCAUAUUGCAAAAUACCCUGGUAAAAAGAAGAGAUCUGAACGAAAAAUAACGGCCAGACUACCCAGAUUACCAAGACAACUUAAUAGUGGUGGAUCUAGUGCAGAUGAAUACGAUAUUACACUACAUAAUGAUAUGAUGAAUCAAAAUCAAAACAUACCGAUAUAUCUUUCGCCAGCGGAGUCUUCUUCAUCUACCCCUUCAACCUUAACAUCAAAACCUCGAUAUUUUCUAUUAAAUAAUAAUAACGCAUCAAUGCCGGAUCUUUCAACAAAAUCAUCAACGCAAAGUAGCAAAAAUUAUGGCAGUAUCAAUUCUUUUGGACGUUUAAAAAAAUUACAAUCAAGAAAAUCAAGGACUAGAAAUUUAACGACACAACUAAAAAACGGUAAUAAUAAUAAUGACGGAUAUUUUAGUGAAGACAGUAUUUUAUUAUCACCACCCGUAUCUGUGGUUAAUAAAUUUAAGUUUCCCUCUUCAAAAACAAUAUCAACAAGAACAUUAUCAUCAUCUGCUAAACCUUCUACCAAAAGUGUUGUUACUAAUGCGUCAACCCCAAUGAUAUUUCGUAGAAGGCGUAAACUCAAUAAUUCAUUAAAAAAGAAGAAACAAAAAUCUUUUAAUAUAAAAUCACCUUCAUUUUUAGCAUUUUAUCUACAAUCGUCAUCAAAUAAUAAAUCAAAUUUACAAUCAUUUCCUUAUGAACAAAUGACUAGUAUAAUACCAAAAUCUCCUUCUUUAUCUUCUAAUGCUUUCGAUGAUAGACUUUCUAUACAAAUGAAUUUGGAAAGUGUUCAAAAAUUUAUUGAUUUACCAUUAAUUUUUGUUUUUGAAAAUUUAACGAUAAAGAAUGAUAUUAAUGAUUUUUUACUUUUAAAAAUCGAAAACUUUAUUCUAUACUAUCAUAUCAUUGAUGAUAAUAACGAUAAAGAAGAUCAAACUUGGUGUAUAGAACGUUUCGGAUGUGGUAGCAAUGAUGAAGGUUUUAAUGAUAUUGAAGGAGAAAAAGAAAUUUUUGAUGGAGAAAGAGUAGUGAAUAAAAAUAAAAAAGAUUUAAAAUUAUUUAAAGAUGAUGUGUUUGAUAGGUUUAAAGGUGUUGAAUAUAAAGAACUUUGUUCUGUUGAUGAAAUAUUGUUUGAAGACGAUAUACAUCUGUUAACAAGGAAUGAAUCUGGUUAG